AUGGAACAGUCUCGAACGAGAAUCGAAAUUCCAACUUCACCUGCUUCGCCCACCUCACCACCGGCUUUGUCUUCACCUCUGUCUCCAACCAGGAGACGCGGUGUUAGUAUAUCCGAAGACGCAGUAUCACCAACAAGAAUUGGCUCACCCACGAAAUUUGCCGAUGCCAUCGGUGAAGGUUUACGGCGCCGGACCUCGGCGGGAAGUUCAAUUCCCAGUUUGGAGCCCCGAACUACCCUGGCUGAUCGCACUCAGGGCAAAUUCACCUUGGCCGGCCCUGAUGAGACUCCACAAUUGCGACUGUCUCAUGAACCCUUCGUACAGCCUGGAUAUGCAGAUCUCAACCCAGCAUAUGAACAGCCAUCUAACGCUAAGCCGGUGUGGAGUUUGGCCAAACCGUUGCCCCGUGUGGUGCGGCCCGGAAUGGUCCCCACCAAGGAAGAACUUCUUGAGAACCGUGCAAAUGCUGUACUACCAGCUGAGAACUCGCAGCGUUAUGGGCUGGAUGUUGAUCCCAAUGACCUCGAACAAGGGAGAAUCGACAAGACCACUGACCCACGCAAGAUGGCCGCGCAGGUUGAGGAUGCUCGGCUGCAGCGUGAAGCCAAUUUCAUAAACAAGAUCAUCAGCGGCGAUACAGGAUCAGUCAAUCAAGGAUCACGCCUAUCGCGUACUUCAUCCAGUCGCCCCAGACGUCAGUCAACCUGGGUACCGCAAGAAGGUCUCGAGACUGUGGAUGAGGGCUCACAGACGACAGACGAGACUGCCAGACCCCAAAGCCCGUCAAAGUAUUGGAAUGAUGAUCCAAUACGUCCCCCGAAAGAGGGUGGGAUUCCGGACAUAACAGAUGACAAGUUCAUUUUGCCCGACCUGGACCACCCCUCCUAUCCCGACGAUUUACACCCUUUAGUGCAAGAGCUGAUCGAAGACGAGAUCCACAACAACCACACGACCUGGUCUGUUAUCCGCACUCAUCACCGCGAAGCCCUAGCCGAAGCACUGGCAGUUUUCGUCCAGCUCACCAUUGGCUUCUGUGCCGACCUUUCAGUCACCGUAGCAGAUGCCGGAAAUCCUAACACAACCGCCUGGGCGUGGGGCUUUGCUACCAUGAUCGGCAUUUAUAUUUCCGGUGGUAUCUCCGGUGCCCAUCUCAACCCCGCCAUUACAAGCAUGCUGUGGUUCUACAGAGGUUUCCCCAAGCGUAAGAUGCCCGAGUACUUCAUAGCACAGUUCUUAGGAGCCUUCUGUGCUGGCUUAGCGGCAUAUGGUCUCUACUACCAGUCUAUCCAGGAAUACUCCAGCCUUAACCCCGAUAGUGGCAUUAUCUCGAGUUUCGUAACCAGUCAGCGCCAAGUAUGGAUUGGUCCUGGCACAGCCUUCUUCACCGAGUUUAUCGGCACCACCUUCCUCGCUGUCACCGUCCUCGCGCUGGGUGAUGACCAGAAUGCCCCACCAGGAGCUGGUAUGAACUCCUUCAUCAUCGGCCUUGUCAUCACCUGUCUGAGUAUGACAUUCGCAUAUCAGACCGGCGCGGCUUUCAACCCUAGCCGUGACUUCGGUCCCCGCCUCGCACUUCUCGCCUUGGGCUACCCUAAUGAACUGUUCUUGAACCCGUACUGGUUCUACGGACCAUGGGCCGGUGCAUUAAGCGGCGCAUUCAUGGGUGGCUUUUUGUAUGAUUUCUUUAUCUUUACUGGGGGAGAAUCGCCUGUCAAUUAUCCGUGGGAGAGAACUCAGCGUGCUAUGAGGAAGAGUCGUAUGAAGUGGAGACGUCGUCUGCAUAUUGAUAAGAAGGAGCCCAAAACUGCGACUGUUUCCUGA
Molecule: messenger RNA, 1821 nt
Organism: Penicillium taxi
Lineage: Eukaryota; Fungi; Ascomycota; Eurotiomycetes; Eurotiales; Aspergillaceae
Product: MIP/aquaporin family protein
Exons: 1
Coding region: 1-1821 (606 amino acids)
Biological process (GO): water transport; glycerol transmembrane transport
Cellular component (GO): plasma membrane
Molecular function (GO): glycerol channel activity; water channel activity
Source: RefSeq, a predicted model, not a curated record